AUGAGCUGUCAUACAUGUUUUCGCGCUCCAGCUUCGCGAACCCGGUUUUUCUGCCCUACCUGUGCCCGUAGUCAGCUGUAUCAGCUCCGGGUUGAGAACGCGAGGGUCCUGCUUGAGAAACAGUCUAUUGCGGAACAUAUCCAAGCUAGAGUGACCCCUGAGACAACCCAAGCGGAAUGGUCGGGUGAAAUCAAAGAAACCGCCAUUGCUUACCAAAAUGGGCUCUCUGCCAAGCGAAGCUUACAGAUGAUUGUUAAGGGAGAAGCUGAGUCGUGUGAAAGGUUGAGGCUACUCGGUGAUCAACUCGAAAACCUGACUGCUGAGAUCAAGGACAAAAGACUUGAAAUCUCCCAACGCAGGCUCGCACUAGCGCGACGGCACUCGGACUCUGAAUCUGCACAGUAUCAGCUCGGCGAGCGGGAAGCUGCAAUCCUGGCCAACAUCCAGAAUAAUACUAAGAGGACGGACCAUCUCUGGCAUUCGCUCCAUAGCAAAACUGCAGAGGCCCGAAUAUUCCUCUGCCGAGAAGCUGCCAAUCUUUAUGGGCUACAGCGGAAGACAAGGAGUAAGGAAGGAUUGUCCCAAGAGGUCUACACGAUGGGUGGUAUAGAUAUCAUCGAUUUGAGGGACAUGAACGGAAAGUUACAGCUCUGCGACUUUUGA
This is a messenger RNA of Aspergillus luchuensis, 663 nucleotides long. RefSeq names its product Atg14 domain-containing protein. NCBI's taxonomy places the organism in Eukaryota, Fungi, Ascomycota, Eurotiomycetes, Eurotiales, Aspergillaceae. The record is from RefSeq and is a predicted model, not a curated record. The transcript has a single exon. The coding region runs from base 1 to 663 and encodes 220 amino acids.